Messenger RNA from Erinaceus europaeus (western European hedgehog), 1974 nucleotides. It is a transcript of the gene MAB21L4, whose product is annotated as mab-21 like 4. The transcript has 5 exons. The record is from RefSeq and is a predicted model, not a curated record. Bases 104 to 1399 code for a protein of 431 amino acids. NCBI's taxonomy places the organism in Eukaryota, Metazoa, Chordata, Mammalia, Eulipotyphla, Erinaceidae.
CCAGGAGCUCUGGGGAGGAAGCCAGGGAGCGGCCGCUGUGGCUGCACCCUGCUUGGGCAGCCGCCCCCCAGGCCUGGCCUCCCCCCCAGGCCAGCCCUCGGACAUGGCCGUGCAGAUCCCCCUGUGGUAUCACUACCUGAGGGCCAUUGGGUCCCGGGCGGCGGCCAGAGCACAGGCCUUCCAGGGCGCGGAGAACGCAGUGCUGACGGUGCUAGAGCAGGUGUGUGCCCGCGACCCCCGCUUCCUGGUGGACUACUCGGGGGGCCGGCAGGCCCUGCCCUUCUCCCUGCGCUCCUCGGACGGGCCACUGGCCUUGCUGGUGCCCCUGCGGCUGGACGCCCAGGUGCUGCAGAUAGAGGGGGCGGGAGUCGCCUGCCGCCUGGCUGUGCCCUGGGGGGACGCGGCUGGCCUGGAGCCCUGGAUGGCGGAUGACAUCUUCAGCCCCUCGGAGGAGGCCGGCGCCCCGUGCCAGGGCCACGUCGAGCCGGGCAAGGUCCUGCGAGUCCUGCAGGAGCUGCUGGUGGCUGCCAUCGUGCACUGCCGCCACCACGGCCUCCUCGCACCAGGCUCCGUGCACAUGGCUGGUCCCCAGGAGGGGGCGCUACACCUGACGCUGCUGGUGUCCAGCGGCUGGAGGACUGUGUGCUUCCAUGUGGUGCCUGCAGUGCUGAGGAAGCAGCCCAUACCCGGCCUGGAGGAGGUGCGGCCACUACCGGGCUUUCCCGAGGGCAGCUGGAAGAGGGUCUGUGGCCAGGAGGUGGCACUGGUGCCUGCCAGCUCCCAGCACUGGAGAGUCUCCACUGACCACCUGCUGACCAGGCUGCUGGGUGUGUUGGGCUCCCUCCCUGGCCACCGCCUGGACGCCUUGUCCAUCCUGGACCGUGUCAACCAUGAGAGCUGGCGGGGUGGCAGUCAGAGCCCUGGACUCACCUUCGAGCACCUGCAGAUGGUGCUGCUAUGGGCAGCAGUCCUCUUCCCAGCGCCCGAGGACUGGCAGGAGCCCCAAGGUGCAGUGUACCGGCUGCUGGUGGUUCUGCUGAGCUGCCUGGCGUCACGGCGGCUGCCCCACCUGCUGCAGCCAGAGCAGGACCUGCUAGGGGGCCUGGCCCCCGCCCUGGGCCACCUGUACCAGCUUGUGGAGCACUUUGCCAGCCAGCCCGAGGCCGCCCUGCGCCUACAUGCCACGCACCUGGGUCGUAGCCCCCCACCACGCCUGGGCUCGGGGGUGAGGGCCCUGCUGCAGCUGCCCGCCAGCGACCCCACCUACUGGGCCACCGCUUACUUCGACAUGCUUCUGGACAAGUUCCAGGUUUUCCACAUUCAGGACCAGCAGCGUCUGGCGGCCAUGCAAAACAUCUUCCUCAAGGCCAGGGCUCUGGGCAGCGAGACAGCUGAGUGACCAACCGACCGCGGUGGGAGGGGACAGGCCAGCCCUGGUGGAGGGGGCUCUGUCCCCAGUGUCUCCGCCACCUGCCCUGGACCGGCCUGUGGGGGACCCUAGCAGGUCUAGAAGGGCUGCUGUCUACGCUGGGGGGGGGUCCGCCCGCCCCACCUGCCCUGUCCUGCAAGCUGGACAUUGGAUGGGGCCCCUCUGUGCACACAGCUGGCCCCCAGCUCCCCCUGUGACCCCUCCCCACAGGGCUGUGCCCCUUGUCAUAGGAGACCCUAUGAGGUGGUGACACCAGGGCUAGGCACCUCCACAAGCAGACAGCACCUGAGCAGCCCCCACCAGGGGGAGCCAGCGGGCACCCCCCAGGCCUGUGAGGGCUUUGGGGUGACCGGUGACCAUCUCUGUGCCUCUGGCCCAACCUCUGGAGCUGGCCCUAGGUGUGACUGUCCAGGGUGACAGCCAGACACCGAGCUGUCCCCCGGGGGUGCUGGGCAGGGCAGUGGGUGUCUCUGCCUCCAGCCCCCUUCUCUGUCAACCUCUGACGCUCCUGCUGCAUCCUCGUGAAAUAAAGUCUCAAAAGCUGA